CCAACUGUGAAGUUAUGACAAGUAGUGAGGAGGAGGGUGCAGAGGGUGUUGUACAGUUUUAGUUACAUUUGUGUUUCAAGACUAGUGUUAGCAGCAAUGUAACGGGUUCACUUUAAAAAGAGGCGGGUCAAGCAGAGAGACUGCUCUCCGUUGACGUUUGAUGAUCCCCCUCCCUUCCCCCAGCAAACCAGGAGAUCCGGUGCUUGCUAUUGGUGCAUCAUGCAGAAUUGUUUAUCAACAGUGCCCUGGUGAGCUGCUACUGAGAGCUGUGGUGCCUGCUGCUGCUGCUACUGCUGCUGCAAGAGCAAGUGGAAGGGAGCUAGAAUGUCGGGCCCAGGGGAGGACAGCAUGUCUGGGACACUAGACUGGAAACAAAUGUACUAUGCAUCCUGGUCUCAGAUGAGUAACAGCGCUUCCUUGUCAACAAUGCUGCUCUACAUUGUAUUGUUUCUGGGACUGUACUUGCUUAUGGGCUGCCUUUGGCGUUACUACCAGAUCCUUCAUAGUAACGCACCUCCUGGCCCUACCCCCUGGCCCGUUGUCGGUAAUUUUGCCUUCAUGCUGAUGCCUGGGUGGCUCAUUCAACUGCUGAAUUUUGGGAUAGGCAGUGGGAAGCUGCGCAGGGUGCCGGCUGGGGCCACCAGAAGAGGUGCUUUCCUGUACCCACACAUUGUGCUGACUGAUAUGGCUAAAAUGUACGGAAAGAUCUAUGGUCUCUACAUUGGCACCCGCUUAAUGGUCAUCCUGAAUGACUUCAACACUGUCAAGGAUGCGCUUGUCAAUCAUUCGGAGGUGUUCUCUGACCGGCCCAGUGUCGCAUUGGUCACCAUCAUUACCAAGAGAAAAGGUAUUGUAUUUGCACCUUAUGGACCUAUCUGGAGGCAGCAAAGAAGAUUUUCCCAUUCUACGCUCCGACAUUUCGGACUUGGAAAACUCAGCCUUGAGCCCAAGAUAAUAGAAGAAUUUAAAUAUGUAAAAGCUGAAAUGCUUAAAUUCGGAGACAAAGGGUUCAGCCCCUAUGAGAUCAUUAAUAAUUCAGUUUCCAAUAUUAUUUGUUCCAUAAGUUUUGGCAAACGCUUCAAUUAUGAAGACAAAGAGUUUAAGACUAUGCUAAGACUGAUGUCUCGUGGGCUUGAAAUCAGUGUAAACAGUGAGGCCAUCUUGAUCUGCCUGUGUUCCUGGCUGUAUUACUUGCCAUUCGGACCUUUUAAGGACCUACGUAAAAUUGUUAUUGAUAUUACCGCAUUUCUCAAGAGAAUCAUUGGAGAGCACGAGGCCACUUUAGAUCCUGCUAACCCCAGGGAUUUCAUUGACAUGUACCUUCUUCACAUAAAAGAGGAGCAAAAAGAAAAGGCAGAAAGUAUUUUCAACACAGACUAUCUCUUUUAUAUCAUUGGCGAUCUCUUCAUAGCCGGCACUGACACAACCUCAAACACUCUACUGUGGUCUCUUUUGUAUAUGUGUCUUUAUCCAGAUGUGCAGGAUAAAGUCCAGGCUGAGAUUGACACAGUCAUUGGAAGGGAUAGGCCACCGUCACUUACAGACAAGUCUCAGAUGCCCUUUACAGAAGCUACUAUCAUGGAGGUUCAAAGAAUGACUGUAGUCGUCCCUCUUUCCGUUCCACAUAUGGCUUCAGAAACCUCAGUGUUCCAUGGAUAUACAAUACCUAAAGGCAGUGUGGUUCUGGCCAAUCUCUGGUCUGUGCACAGAGACCCGAACGUUUGGGAGAAGCCUAAUGAUUUCAUGCCCAAGAGAUUUCUAGAUGAGAAUGGGCAAAUCCUCAAAAAAGAAGCAUUUAUUCCUUUCGGAAUAGGUCGACGAGUCUGCAUGGGGGAGCAGUUGGCUAAGAUGGAAGUAUUCCUGAUGUUUGUGAAUCUGCUACAGUCUUUUAGUUUUUCCUUGUCUGAUAACAAGUUCAAGCCAUCACUAGAAGGGCGGUUUGGUCUCACGCUUGCACCCUAUCCAUUUGAUAUCAAGAUCAAAGAACGAUAGAGCUUAUAAUAAUGUGACACUAUCUUUCCCAUAAAUCAAUGUCUGCUCUUAAUUAGUGGCAGAAAAUAAGGCAUUUGUAUUACCCCAAUUUCUGCCUUUCUGAGCAUACAUCUUGGAUUGCACUUAGGUGUAAUUUGCUCUGUGUACUGUCCUGAAACUGCCAUGAAGUAGAUUUGAUCUGUGAACAAGUUAAUAAUGAUGAUCAAAGUGGUGAUUGAUUAAACUUUAAUAAUACCUGUACCUUUCUCUAUAUGAUAUGCAACAAAUAGUAAUGCACAGCUAUAUCCAAAUAUAGAUAACCACUGAUAUAUGGAUUAAGACAAAUUAUGAAGUGAUAAAGAAGCAGUAUAUAAGCGUUCAUAAACAGGAGAAAGAAGGAUAAUAAAAAUAAAUGUUUACCAUAUGUAUGUACUGAUACAUAGAACAAAAAAUUCCUAAAGAACUUUUAAUCACUAAUUCAAAGGGAAGGCUUAAAGCCAAAACAGAAUCAUAAAAGGAAUCUUUAUAUGACUAUUGUUAAUACCAGUGACCAGUCAGUGUGCUGUAGCAUUUUUCAGCAGUAUUGUUAGUAUUAGGAACUACGAGAAUUUUAUGUAUACUGUGUCUAGUGCUUACAGAAGGAAGAUAAGACUGCUACAGAAACAUGAACGGUUGAACUAGGGGAAUGUACCUGAAAAGACAAAUAGCUGUUGCCCAUAGUAAGUGGCACAGAGCCAGUAUGCUUUUAUACCAAUUCAACAGUUAAGUGUUAAAGGAGAACUAAAGCUUAGCUAAAGAAGUAGGCUAGAAAUGUUGUACAUUAUGUUUUGGGCUUCUGUACCAGCUCAAGGCAACCACAGCCCUUUAGCAGGGAAGAUCUGUACCUCC
This is a messenger RNA of Xenopus laevis (African clawed frog), 2859 nucleotides long. RefSeq names its product cytochrome P450 family 2 subfamily U member 1 L homeolog (gene cyp2u1.L). The record is from RefSeq and is a predicted model, not a curated record. The transcript has 5 exons. NCBI's taxonomy places the organism in Eukaryota, Metazoa, Chordata, Amphibia, Anura, Pipidae. Bases 325 to 1992 code for a protein of 555 amino acids. Gene Ontology annotation, molecular function: monooxygenase activity; steroid hydroxylase activity; iron ion binding. Gene Ontology annotation, cellular component: endoplasmic reticulum membrane; cytoplasm. Gene Ontology annotation, biological process: xenobiotic metabolic process.